Molecule: messenger RNA, 4460 nt
Organism: Protopterus annectens (West African lungfish)
Lineage: Eukaryota; Metazoa; Chordata; Ceratodontiformes; Protopteridae
Gene: PDGFRB
Product: platelet derived growth factor receptor beta
Exons: 22
Coding region: 1-3186 (1061 amino acids)
Biological process (GO): protein phosphorylation; angiogenesis; cell surface receptor protein tyrosine kinase signaling pathway
Cellular component (GO): signaling receptor complex
Molecular function (GO): platelet-derived growth factor beta-receptor activity; ATP binding; platelet-derived growth factor binding
Source: RefSeq, a predicted model, not a curated record
AUGGAACCUGUAACUCGGCUCACUUCAUUGCGAGAUGGAUCAGUACUUAUAACCUGCCAAGGAAAUGGCAUUACCAUUGUCCCACAUGAUGAAGAAAUUGUCCUGACAUAUCGUACUAAUUUUACUUUGACAUGCUUUGGGGAGGAGGAGGUAUUCUGGACAUUUGACAGGAAGGAGCCCUUAUACAAUUUGUCAAAUAAGGACAUUUUUUACUUCAGCAACCUAACCAUAUACAAUGCUGUUGGUCUUCAUACGGGGCUCUAUACAUGCUUGUCCAAAAAGGAAGACAUCAAAAAAUCCACAUAUAUUUUUGUACCAGAUCCAUUUGUGCCCUUUAUCCCUCAAGAGGAGAGUGAUGAAUUUGUCUUCUCUGUGGCUAACAAGAAAUCAACAAUUCCAUGUCGUACAACAAACCCGGAUGCCAGUGUCACACUUCAUGAAAGGAAAACUGGAGAUGAGUUCCCAGCUGUCUAUGACAGGCAGGUGGGGUUUACAGGUUACUAUGAAGACCAAACUUAUAUCUGCCGCGCAACAUUUAAUGGCACUGAAUUGGACUCAGAACCAUAUUACGUUUUCAUUCUUAAAAGUACACCAGAUUUCAAAGUGACUGUCACUGCUGUGCAAACACUGGUGAGAAAGGGUGAAAAUAUCUCCAUUAAUUGCACAGUUACAGGAUCUAACCUUGUACUUUUCAACUGGACAUAUCCACGCAAAGAGGCAGGAUUUCCAGAAUAUCUAGUCACAGAUGUUAAAGGUGGAGAGGAUUAUGAUGUUCGAUCAAUUCUUACCAUCCAGAAUGCAGCCAGAGAAGAUUCUGGAAGCUAUAUAUGUCAGGUAUCAGAAAGCGUUACUGGAAAGUCUGAAGAAAUCCAAGUGGAAGUGACUGUUUUAGGAAUUGGAUUUGUACGAAUCAUCUCAGAUAUAAACAGAACAGAGUAUGUCAAUCUACAUAGCAGUGUGUCUUUUGUUGUUGACAUCGAGGCAUAUCCCAAACCCAUCGUUGAGUGGAUGAAAGAUGACAUGGAAAUCUCAGAAGAUCAAGAUGAAGUAUCUUUAGUGACUGUAAACCUGACAGAGGUAGAGUUCGGCAGAUAUAAAAGCACACUGACUCUGUUGCGGGUGAAAAUGAGCGAGGCUGGAACUUACAAGAUCAAGGUCUACAAUGAAGAUGCAUCUAAAGAACUAGCCUUUGACCUGCAUAUAAGUAUGCCUUCUAAAGUUGUGUCACUGACUGAGGACCGUGCACCAAAUGGAACACAAACUGUUGUGUGCAUUGCUGAAGGAUCGCCUCUGCCAGUUAUUCAGUGGCACAUCUGCAAUGAUUUAACCAGGUGCAGAAACGAUACCAAGCUGUGGACUGUUAUUAAAACCAAUGCAAAAAAUGUAAAAAUGCAGCCUACGUACCCUUACGAUAGCAGCACUGCACAUCAAAUCGAGGGGCUUCUUGUUUUCCACAGUGUGAAGGAACCAACUGCAGUGCGAUGUCAGGCAACUAAUGAAAAUGGAAAAGAUUUUCAAGAUGUCAAUUUGGUUCCACAGGUGUCGAUGUACAUUGAAGUGGCCAUCGUAUCAGCUAUCCUGGCCAUUGCCAUCAUUGCUCUGAUUGUCCUCCUCAUCCUUUCUUAUAAGAAACCCCGUUAUGAGAUACGAUGGAAGGUUAUGGAGUCAGUGAGCCUUGACGGACAUGAAUAUAUUUAUGUGGAUCCUAUGCAGCUGCCAUAUGACUCAAGCUGGGAGUUUCGCAGAGACAGACUAGUUUUAGGCCGAACACUGGGUUCUGGUGCAUUUGGAAGAGUCGUAGAGGCUACAGCCCAUGGUUUAAGUAAUACACAUUCCAUUAUGAAGGUGGCUGUUAAAAUGCUAAAAACUACUGCAAGAAGCAGUGAGAAACAGGCCUUGAUGUCUGAACUGAAGAUCAUGAGUCAUCUGGGACCUCAUCUUAAUAUCGUCAACUUACUAGGAGCCUGUACCAAAGGAGGUCCAAUAUAUAUCAUCACUGAAUACUGUCGCUAUGGAGACCUGGUAGAUUAUCUUCACAGAAAUAAGCAUACAUUCCUCCAGUAUUAUGCUGAAAAAACUAGGAAGGAGUCUGAGAUGUACAGAAAAAUAUCUGAAGAUGGUCUGAAAAAUGGCCCUCUUCUGGUUCCUAUUGAGAAUGAUGGCGGAUAUAUGGACAUGAGCAAGGAUGAGUCCAUCGGCUAUGUCCCCAUGAAAUUCAAGGAGGAAAUUAACUAUGCGGACAUUGACCCCUCUGUCUAUGAAACACCUUAUCAGCACGAUGAGUAUGGAAUGACAGGCCAAGACACCACUGAAACUGUAACAAUGAUUAAUGAAUCACCAAUCCUAACAUACACAGACCUGGUUGGUUUCAGUUACCAGGCUGCAAAUGGCAUGGAGUUUCUUGCAUCUAAGAAUUGUGUGCAUCGAGACCUUGCUGCUCGAAAUGUCCUGAUCUGUGAAGGGAAGCUAGUCAAGAUCUGUGACUUUGGAUUGGCCAGAGACAUAAUGCAUGAUUCCAACUACAUUUCCAAAGGCAGUACAUUUUUGCCUGUGAAAUGGAUGGCCCCAGAGAGCAUUUUCAAUAACCUUUAUACCACACUGAGUGAUGUUUGGUCCUAUGGAAUCCUGCUGUGGGAAAUAUUCAGUUUAGGUGGUACACCUUAUCCUGAACUGCCAAUGAAUGAUCAGUUCUAUAAUGCAAUCAAACGUGGGUAUCGUAUGUCAAAGCCAUCAUACGCAUCAGAAGAAAUUUAUGAAAUAAUGCAGAGGUGUUGGGAAGAGACGUUUGAGAAACGACCCCAGUUCUCACAACUAGUUCGUCAGGUGGGGAAUGCACUUUCAGAGACUUACAAGCAGAAGUACAGUGAGGUGCUAGAAGAGUUUCUGAAGAGUGACCACCCUGCUAUUACCCGGACACGGCCAAGAUUACAGGAUUCCAAAAAUUUGACGACUAUGCAAACCACCAUUAAUGAGUACAUUAUUCCUCUCCCAGAUCCAUUACCUGAGGAAGAGGCAGACAACAUUUCCAGGACAACUUCAGAAAACGGCUCUGUGCUAAAUGAUGAGAUCACUGCAUCUACAGCAUCUUGUGACACUCCAGUGAUGCCGUCAGGAAAUCAGGAACUGGGCAUGCCUGCUACUGAGGAAGAAGACAACAGCUCAGAAGUGCAGGAUAGUGCCCUGUAGCACCCACUUCCUGGUUAUUCCUCUGUGUUACUGCAAGCAUAGCUAAGAAGCAGCAAGCAAAAGAAAAAAAAUGUUACUUGCUCAUUAAAUUAUAACUUGUUUUGGCAUCACAUGCUCUGCCAAUGAUAAUUCUUUUGUUGCCAGUUUAAUAUAUUGAAGUAAGAGGCCAUAUAAAAAUUUUGGUACUAUAUGCACCUUUUUUGUGGGAAUUUAGAGGAGUGUUCAAAACACAUCUGGCACACACUUUUUUCUUUAAGUACUUAUCUCUUUUCCAUUUGUCAUGUUAUUUUAAGUAGCACAGUUCUACACACUGUAUUCUUUAAGCUAUUUUUGAUGGAUUUUCCCUUUAAGUUGUUACAUGAGAGUAAUAAUUAAAUGUCACAUUGGGAUUUUAUCAGUUUUCCAAGGUGAAAUGUUCUUUAAGGAUUCUUAGUGUUGUUGCCUGCCAAAGUCUUGAAAGAAACACACUUCACAUGUCCAGUAAUUAACUGUUUUAGUCUGAAUGUGGUAUAUCAAGCAGUUCAGAAACAUUUUUGCAAGAUUUGUGGUUAAGACUGUUUGCAAAGACUAGAUUCAAAAAUUCUUAGAAAAUGUCUACACAAUGUAGCUUUUAAAUACCAUGACAGUUUUCCAGGCCUUUCUUUUGUAAUAAACCAGUAGGGAAUGUCAGUCCCCUAUGUGUUCAUGGCCAGUAUUAACCAUAGUAUUUAUGACUUAUUUAUGUAGUUCAUAGAAGUGCAUUGUUUCUUUGCUUUGACUGCAUACCCUGCAGUUAUAAACUGUGUACAUAAAGGUUGUUUUUUACUAUAGAAUAAGUAACAACAGCUGGCUGGUUCCUACACAAGUUACACAUAUCUUUGAUAUAGAAUCCACAAAGAAUUUAGGAGAAUUUCCCAUUAUGUUGUGAAUACCUAACCGUACCCUGGAAACCUGACCAUGCCCCAAAUACUUAUAAGGUGAAUGAAUGACUGAAGCCACAAUAGCUUACCAUAGCCUGAAUAUCUAACCAUGUCUUGAGUAACUCACCAUACUCUAACAUGUUCUAAAUGUAUUGCUAUGCCCAGAAUAUUGACUAGGCUUUUACCAUGCUCUACGUCCAGAAUAUCUCACCAUUUUCUGAAUACAAAGCAAUCUUAUUAAUACCUGCUGCUGCUCUGAGUAAUUGACUGCACAAAUGAAUAAAUGACCAUGUUCUAAAUAUCUGCUUAUAUCAUGAAUGAAUGAUCACUCCUGUCUGUCUGAUUGCACCAUGAAUAAAUGAUCAUGCCCACAUA